This is a messenger RNA of Oryzias latipes (Japanese medaka), 819 nucleotides long. RefSeq names its product mitochondrial ribosomal protein L17 (gene mrpl17). Gene Ontology annotation, cellular component: mitochondrial large ribosomal subunit; ribosome. Gene Ontology annotation, biological process: translation. Gene Ontology annotation, molecular function: structural constituent of ribosome. Lineage: Eukaryota; Metazoa; Chordata; Actinopteri; Beloniformes; Adrianichthyidae. The record is from RefSeq and is a predicted model, not a curated record.
GCAUUUCCUGAUGCACAGUGACUGUCGCGCACAGAAACAACGUUAGCGUUGACAUUCAUUGACCUUAUAGUUUCUUUAUUUGGUUUCCCGUUCAAUGUUGCUGUGAUUGGGUUUAACACGGAGGGGUGACUGUCUUAACGGUCUCAGUUCAUUUUUUUUUCACGGACUCCCGUCAGCCGUCUCACCACCACCAUGCGUCUGACGCUGCAAACGCUGAUCUCCCACGGGCGGGUGGCGCGGAGGAUGGGCCUGGGUCCCGAGUCCAGAAUCAACAUGCUGCGGAACAUCUUAACCGGACUGGUGCGACACGAGAGGAUCGAAACCACGCUGGCCCGGGCCGAUGAGGUCCGUUUUUACGCAGAAAAGCUGAUUGACUAUGCCAAAAAGGGAGACACUGAUGAAAAGGCAAUGAAAAUGGCUUCUUUUUGGCUGACAGAAAAGGAUCUAGUCCCAAAGCUGUUUAAGGUCUUGGCUCCACGCUUUGAGAAGCAUUCUCAGGGCUUCACACGGAUGGCCCGCCUUCCUAACAGGGAGAACCUGGACAGAGCUAAGAUGGCUGUUCUGGAGUACAAAGGGAACCCCUUUCCACCGCUCUAUCCUGUGAAAAAGGAGAAUGAAUUGACUCUCAUCAACCAGCUGCUCAAAGGCUACAGAGAAGAGAAGACACAGGAGCUGGCUGCAAAGAACUGACUUCCAAAUGUGGCAAAGUGACUCGAGCAUUUCUUUACAGGAAAAACGGCUGAAACGCUCAUUAAGAACGAUUCUUUGAAACACUGGACUGAGUGUGAAUUAAUAAAUGCUAUUUCUUUAAAAAUAAAA